This is a messenger RNA of Macaca mulatta (Rhesus monkey), 3069 nucleotides long. The record is from RefSeq and is a predicted model, not a curated record. NCBI's taxonomy places the organism in Eukaryota, Metazoa, Chordata, Mammalia, Primates, Cercopithecidae.
UGUGGCUGUCUUCAUCAGGUCAUAAACCGCUCCACCACCGAGCUGCCCCUCACCGUGUCCUACGACAAGGUCUCACUGGGACGGCUGCGCUUCUGGAUCCACAUGCAGGACGCCGUGUACUCCCUGCAGCAGUUCGGGUUUUCAGAGAAAGAUGCUGAUGAGGGUGAAAGGAAUUUUUGUAGAUACCAACUUAUACUUCCUGGCGCUGACCUUCUUUGUCGCAGCGUUCCACCUUCUCUUUGAUUUCCUGGCCUUAAAAAUGACAUCAGUUUCUGGAAGAAGAAGAAGAGCAUGAUCGGCAUGUCCACCAAGGCAGUGCUCUGGCGCUGCUUCAGCACCGUGGUCAUCUUCCUGUUCCUGCUGGACGAGCAGACGAGCCUGCUGGUGCUGGUCCCGGCGGGCGUUGGAGCCGCUAUCGAGCUGUGGAAAGUGAAGAAGGCAUUGAAGAUGACUAUUCUUUGGAGAGGCCUGAUACCUGAAUUUCAGUUUGGCACUUACAGCGAAUCUGAGAGGAAAACCGAGGAGUACGAUACUCAGGCCAUGAAGUACUUGUCAUACCUGCUGUACCCUCUCUGUGUCGGGGGUGCUGUCUAUUCCCUCCUGAAUAUCAAGUAUAAGAGCUGGUACUCCUGGUUAAUCAACAGCUUUGUCAAUGGGGUCUAUGCCUUUGGCUUCCUCUUCAUGCUGCCCCAGCUCUUUGUGAACUACAAGGUAAGGUGGUGUGUGCUGCCUGCAGCCCGGCCCCCGUCUCCUGUGCUGCCUGCAGCUGACCUGUGCCUGUCUCUCCUGUUUCAGUUGAAGUCAGUGGCACAUCUGCCCUGGAAGGCCUUCACCUACAAGGCUUUCAACACCUUCAUUGAUGACGUCUUUGCCUUCAUCAUCACCAUGCCCACGUCUCACCGGCUGGCCUGCUUCCGGGACGACGUGGUGUUCCUGGUCUACCUGUACCAGCGGUGGUGAGUGCGGCUGUGCACGCUCAGCUCUUGGUCCGUCUCAGCGGCGUGGCGCUGCUGCUGAACAGAAUGACGGCUUUCACGGCACCCUGCGCCUGUGUGUCCAUUUGAGGGCAAAGAUAAUUUGCGGGUGGUGGUUUUUCCUGUCUUGCCUAAACUUGGGUUCCAGUUGCCCAUGAUACAACCUGGCAAGAAACUGUUGCAGCUUUGUCUCCUCAUUGUGCUUUAGAAAUGCUUGUUUCUAUGUGAAUUAUUGAUUAGCCACUGAAAGCAAAUUUCUCUCCUUAAGCUAUUUACUUAUUCACAGUCAUUGCUAUUGAGCAGAACAGAGAUCGUAGCACGACUAAUCCAUACUUGGCACUAACCUUGAGGUGUCCAGCUGGCAGUCCUGGCGUCCAGGUCUCCAGCGUCGGGAACAGGCUCUGGGCCACUCUUGGGCUGUGUGUCCCUGCAGGGCAGAAUGUCACUGGAGACCGCGCUCACCUCAACAUUGGCCACACCCCUUAAACCAGCCACCUGGGCCUCUGAAGAUGACAUUGUGUUGACCUCCCGGCUUGGCCUUCAGGUCGAAGGCUGACGGCUAAGGAAAAGGCUUUGUGGAAUUUUCUAAACGCAGAGGCUCAGAUCCCACCCCGGGCCUCGGAAUUUUCUAAACGCAGAGGCUCAGGUCCCGCCCCGGGCCUCCUGCUUCCCUCCAGGGCUGACAUCUGCCCUCUCAGUCAGCAAGAGCUCCCUCAGCUGUGCUGUGCCAGGGUAGGAGCCAGGGAUCUGGGGCUCCCCUCAGGAGGGUUGUAUCCGGACCACUGCAAGCACUGCCCUCACCUCCAGUCCCGGCCCCAGGCCUUGUGCAGGGGUGGAAGGAGUGUGUGUCACCCCCAAGGCCUGUUGCCAAGUGUCUCAGAGCCUCCUGGCUGUGUCCUUUCUCUGACCCUCGAGAUCCCUCUUCCCAUCUCCCCCCGCCCAGACCAGGAAGCCACCACUCAUACACCAUGGCUGUGACACUUCCCUGCGCCCUUCCCAGGCCAUGGCCCCCCUCAAGGCCUGGGCAUCCUCCUAGUGCUGGAGAGAGCGCCUUUUCCCCCAGGUCGUCCUGGGGGGUCCUGCCUCGGUCUGGGCUGCCGGCCCUUGGGGAGCGCAGUGCUCCCAUCCCCACCUGUCUCCACACACAGCUUCGCCGGGUGUUUCGGAGCCUCUGUCCCGGCCAGCGUGAGGCUGGCAUUGUUCGGCCUGUUUUAACUCUGUUCAGGUGCAGUUGGCACAUCCACACAGUGGCGCAUGGCCGCCCUUGCCUAGCUCUCCAGGCCUGGCCGCCGGCUGCCCACCCAUCCCCUUGCUGUCUCGUGCAGCCCCAGCUUGGGUCUCAGCAGGAAGGGCUGUUUCCCCGUAAGCAACACUCACGCUCACACGGGGCUUGGUUCCCGUCCCCCAUUCACCAUUCUCAGAUCCCCCAGUUGGCCUCCUGCCCCUGCAGAGCUUGAGGUUGUCCAAGCCAUGGAGCCCCGGAAGCUGCUGCGCCUGGCGUGGUUGUCACUCUUCAGGGUCCCAUCUCAACCGUGAGCCCUUCAGGUGGCUCCCAAGUCCUCGCAGGUGGCCCAGGGCGUGCCUGAAACUGUGCUACACUCAGGCUCUGUGUGUUUCUGGUUCCAGACCUGCAAACGGUGUUUGGCCAGGACCACAGGGCCCUUGGUGGGCAGCAGGUCCGUUUUUAAGCUGAAACCCUGUACGUCUACUGUUCGUGGCUGUGUGGAGCUGCCCCUCACGCCACAGCUUCCUCAUCCAUACGUAGGGGUGAUGUUGGCAAAGCCUCGGGGGCUCAGGAUCAAAGGUGGCGGCAGUGUCCUGCCAAGUGUUCACAGCUGAAGAGACGCGCUCCCUGAACAUGGCAGUUCCUGUUCUGAUCGCGCGGGUCUCCGUGAUUCCGCAGUUCCCAGAAGGCAGCCAGUGCAGCCUCCGGGUCCUCCGUUUGGCCAAGCUUCCCUUUCCUAGAGAGCAGUGCAUUGGCCUGGCCAUGCAGAACAAAACACAACUCAGAAAUCCCUCCUCAGCCCUCGGCAGUAAAACUUCUGAGGAUUCGACUUUUUAGUUAAUUUGCUCACUGUGGCCGCUCACUGGAAAA